AUGUCUUCGUCUCAGCUAUUCAUCUCUGACGAUCUCAUUGUCGAGGUCUUAUCUCUUCUUAAUGUCAAAUCUGUUGUUCGAUUCAGAUCUGUUAACAAGCAUUGGGAUACUCUCAUUUCCGAUCCUAUUUUUGUAAAACUGCAUCUCAAGAAAUCAACAAAACAAAAUCCUCACUUCUUACUCAUCAGUGAACAUAGAACAUUUAUCCCAGGUGAGUCACCCUAUGGCAGUGAUGAUGAAUGUGAGUAUGAAUGUGGUGUCAUUCCCUACUCUAUAAGCAGCUUACUCAAUAAUCCCUCGUUCGCACUUUCUGUGGACUCUUACUACUUGGUGCAACAUAAAGAAUGUUCUAAUAUGAUCGGUUCCUGUAAUGGAUUGACAUGUUUGGUUGGUGAAUCCAACAUCCGUGAGUAUAAAGAGUACUGGUUCUGGUUAUGGAACCCAGCCACCAGGACGACAUCGCCAAAAUUUGGAUUCUUAUGCUUAUUUUACAAUAGUUUCGUCUUCCCUUCCUCUUAUGAUGGCCAUUACAAUUUCUUCUUUGGUUAUGAUAAUUCAACUGACACUUAUAAGGCAGUGAUGUCAGAAUUCUAA
Vicia villosa (hairy vetch) is the source of this 594-nucleotide messenger RNA. Its product is annotated as F-box/kelch-repeat protein At3g06240-like. NCBI's taxonomy places the organism in Eukaryota, Viridiplantae, Streptophyta, Magnoliopsida, Fabales, Fabaceae. The transcript has a single exon. The coding region runs from base 1 to 594 and encodes 197 amino acids. The record is from RefSeq and is a predicted model, not a curated record. Gene Ontology annotation, molecular function: protein binding.